Molecule: messenger RNA, 2795 nt
Organism: Heteronotia binoei (common prickly gecko)
Lineage: Eukaryota; Metazoa; Chordata; Lepidosauria; Squamata; Gekkonidae
Product: lipase maturation factor 2-like
Exons: 14
Coding region: 1-2139 (712 amino acids)
Biological process (GO): protein maturation
Cellular component (GO): endoplasmic reticulum membrane
Source: RefSeq, a predicted model, not a curated record
AUGCGUUUAAAGUUCCCUGCAGAACUUUCCGAUUGGGAUGUGGGCGCCUGCGGAGAGGAGAAACCUCACCUGCGGGUGUCAACCUCUAAUCCUCACGUCGUUUUCCUCCCUCUUACAGGCCUCUACGGGAAAGAUGGCAUCCUGCCCGCCCGGAAGAUGCUCCGCGUCACAGGCAAAGGAUUCUGGGAACAGCUGCUGGAUUCACCCACCUUGUUGUGGCUAGGGCCUCGCCUGGGACUGGACACGGAGCAGGGGAUGGAGGUGCUCUGCCUCCUGGGGGUGCUGCUCUCCUUCGGGGCCCUGAUCCUGGAGCCCUUGCGCGACAGCCUCGUCUUCUUGGUUCUCUGGGCCCUCUACCUUUCUCUCUAUCAGGUGGGACAGGUGUUCCUCUACUUCCAGUGGGACAGCCUUCUACUGGAGACGGGGUUCUUGGCCGUGUUGGUGGCACCGUUCCACCUCCUGAAGUGGCGCUCAACGGCCUGGCGGGCGCACGACGGGGUGACCUUCUGGCUGGUGCGCUGGCUGCUCUUCCGCCUCAUGUUCGCCUCGGGGGUGGUGAAGCUGACCAGCCGCUGCCCCACUUGGUGGGGGCUCACGGCCCUGACCUACCAUUAUGAGACACAGUGCAUUCCCACGCCCGCUGCCUGGUUCGCCCACCAGUUGCCUGUCUGGUUCCAGAAGUUCAGUGUGGUGGCCACCUACGUCAUAGAGAUAGCCGUCCCGGCCUUCUUCUUUGCACCGGUCCGACGCCUCCGCCUGUUUGCCUUCUACUGCCAGAUUCUCCUGCAAGUCUUGAUUGUCCUGACGGGCAACUACAACUUCUUCAACCUGUUGACCAUCGCCCUCUGCUUCUCCCUUCUGGAUGACGACCACAUUGGGUUUUGGCUGGGCCGUGGCCGGAAGAAAACGGGGCCCGCCUGGCCCCCCCGGCCGCUGACCGUCCUGACCGCGCUGGUUGAGUUGGGCGCCUACGGCUUACUGUUCUACUGGACUGGCUGCCACUUUGGGCUGAAGAUCAACUGGGAGAAGAGGCUGCUUGAAUCUAAGACAGCUUUCACGUACCAUGAAUUCAUGCAGUGGCUGAAGAUGGUGACGCUGCCUCUGGUGGGACUCGCCCUCCUUUCCCUGCUGUGGGAGAUCCUUCAAGGUGCCUACAGGUCUGCCUGCGCCCGGGGCUUUCUCUGGAAACUCUGGGGGACUCUCCAGUGGGCCGUCUUCACCACUGCGGCCUUGGGGAUGUUUACUGUCAGCCUGGUGAGUGGCUUCCAUGUCCAAUGCUACCUUCAGGCCCUGAAGCAGGGAGCGCAGAACCUCUCAGCAAGGGGGCAGGAGGAAAAGGAAGUGGGUGGGACAUGGAGGUGUGUUCGGAGCCGGGAGUGGCCAAACUCGCAUAACGAGAUCGAAUUCAUGUACAAACCAGGCAACGUCAGCGCGGCACCUCUUGUGGUGGCCCCCUCACCAGCCCCGGCUCGACUGGCAGAUGUGGUUUGCCGCGCUGGGUCACCCACACCCAGAGCCCCUGGGUUCACCAGUUUCGUCUAUCGCCUCCUGCAGGGCAAGAAAGAAGUGAUCCACCUUGUGCAGGUCGACGAGUCAAAAUACCCGUUCCACUCUCAGCCACCUGCUUACAUCCGGGCCUGGCUGUACAAAUAUUGGUUCACAGCAAGUGCAGAGGACGGUUCUCUUCCUCAGAAGUGGUGGCAGCGGCAGCGGGUGGAGGAGUUCUACCCGACCGUCUUCCUGGGGGACACGCAGUUGGAUGCCUUCCUGACCCAAUACGGGCUUAAGGACAAGUCCCCCGCGAAGCGGCCCUCGGACUCCCUUCUGCCUGCAGCCCUCCGGCUGGUGCGAGAGCACACCCGUCCGUACAGCGGCCCUGCCCUGAUCUGGUCUCUCUACCUCACGGCUGCCCUUCUUGGCCUCCUACGGGGAGCCCGCGGCUGGCUGUCGGGGGGCGGCCCCCCCAGCGGGAAGCAGAAGGCCAGCAAGCGGCCCGAAGCAGCGGCGCAUGUCGGCGGUGGAGGGGACCAAGCCGGGGGCGAAAAGAACGGGCAGCUGAGGAAGGAAGCGGCCGAGAAGGGCAAGGCCUCGACGGAGGCCCCCGCGGACGGGCCGAGGAACGUCAAGAAGAGAAAAUAGCUCCUGCUCGGCCGUCUCUUCGUGGACUCCCUGACGGACACGGUUUUGGUUUCACCUGCUCCCAGACCGGGUUUUUUUCCUGGGCCUCCUUGAGUGACGCGUUGCCAGCGUGGCGCAGGAAAGAACUUGGGGCAUUGGGGGGGGGGCAUUCUGCCCCAAGACCGUCCUUUCCUUUUGCCAGCUCCCCCUGCUGGGCAGACAGGGAAGGACCCCGACUCCUGAGCGGCCGCGAACCCGUCUUGGAAACUUCGCCGGCAGCCGGAGGCCCCGGAGGAAAAGCCGACGCUUCUUGUCUUUCCCUGUGCACCUUUCUUGGCUACGUAUUGCAGGGCUGAAGGAAGAGCGUUGGGGGGGAGGCAGCCCCUCCAUGGACACAAAGGAUUUGGCAGCUUCUCUUUCCUUCUGAGCCCCGCCCCCAAGCCCUAGGCUAUCAGUCUCCUCUUCAUCGUCACCCCCCCCACCACCACACACACACACACACCAUUGCCUUGAUCUCUGUGGCUGGGAGAAAGGGGGAGGAGGGGGUCCAUUGCCAUAUUGUGCUGCAACUGGUGGGGGAGGGCACUGACCUUUCGUGGACCGGCUUGCCUCACAGCGGCGUGCCUCGCACCCAGGACCAGAAAUUAUAGUUUUCUAAAUAAAGCCUUUACAUUCCA